Molecule: messenger RNA, 3838 nt
Organism: Nycticebus coucang (slow loris)
Lineage: Eukaryota; Metazoa; Chordata; Mammalia; Primates; Lorisidae
Gene: SCARA5
Product: scavenger receptor class A member 5
Exons: 9
Coding region: 427-1899 (490 amino acids)
Biological process (GO): iron ion transmembrane transport
Cellular component (GO): plasma membrane
Molecular function (GO): ferritin receptor activity
Source: RefSeq, a predicted model, not a curated record
CAGAGGGCGCAUCAGUCAGUGGCCAGCCGCGCGCGGGGCGUCCUCAGGACAUCCCCAGAUCACUGCCCGAGCCGGGGCACCAAGACAGGGACUCCAGGCUCAGACCCGCUCUCAGGGUCUCCCAGGCGCAGGCCCCCAAUUCUGUCACAGGUUGAGUCUUGAAUCUUGCCUUUCAGGAGGCAACACUGGUCCUUCUGCAGAAGUGACCCCUGUGAUCCUGCUCUGAGUCAAGUCCCAGGACGCCCCUACAGCCUCUUUCUAUGACUCCACCUGGAUUUGGCUGGCUCUGGGGACAAGUUUGGAGGGACUGCCUGGGUCUCAGUGUGGUAGCGGCCAGCUCUCCGGCCACCAUGGCGAGUGCUGGGAACUGAGGGGACAGGCUCCUGCAGCCUCAGCCGGGGCACUCAGGAGGUGAAGAGCAAAACCAUGUACCUGCACACUGUCAGCGACCGCGACACCAGCUCCAUGUUUGAGGAGCCCUUCGACGGCAGGAGCCUGUCCAAGCUGAACCUGUGUGAGGAUGGUCCAGGCCACAAACGCCGGGCGGGCGGCUGCUGCACCCAGCUGGGCUCCCUGUCCGCCCUGAAACACGCUGUCCUGGGGCUGUACCUGCUGGUCUUCCUGAUUCUCGUGGGCAUCUUCAUCUUGGCAGUGUCCCGGCCACGCAGCUCCCCCGAUGACCUGAAGGCGCUGACCCUGCACGUGAACCGGCUGAACGAGAGCUUCCGGGACUUGCAGCUGCGGCUGCCGCAGGCUCCGCUGCAGGCGGACCUGAGCGAGCAGGUGUGGAAGGUGCAGGACGCGCUGCAGAACCAGUCGGACUCGCUGCUGGCGCUGGCAGGCGCAGUGCAGCGGCUGGAGGGCGCGCUGUGGGGCCUGCAGGCGCAGGCGGUGCAGACGGAGCAGGCGGUGGCCCUGCUCCGGGACCGCACAGGACAGCAGAGCGACGCGGCGCAGCUGGAGCUGUACCAGCUGCAGGUGGAGAGCAACGGCAGCCGGCUGCUGCUGCGGCGCCACGCGGGCCUGCUGGACGGGCUGGCGCGCAGGGUGGGCGUCCUGGGCGAGGAGCUGGCCGACGUGGGCGGCGCGCUGCGCGGCCUCAACCACAGCCUGUCCUACGACGUGGCGCUGCACCGCGCGCGGCUGCAGGACCUGGGCGUGCUGGUGAGCAACGCCAGCGAGGACACGCGUCGCAUGCGCCGGGCGCACCUGGACAUGGAGCUGCAGCUGAAGCAGGAACUGGCCGUGCUCAACGUGAUCACCGAGGACCUGCGCCUCAAGGACUGGGAGCACUCCAUUGCGCUGAGGAACAUCUCCCUCGCCAAAGGGCCACCGGGACCCAAAGGUGACCAGGGCGAUGAAGGAAAGGAAGGCAAAGUUGGCAUCCCUGGAUUGCCUGGACUUCGAGGUCUGCCAGGGGAGAGAGGUACCCCAGGACUGCCUGGUCCCAAGGGAGAUGACGGGAAGCUGGGGGCCACAGGACCAAUGGGCAUGCGUGGGUUCAAAGGUGAACGAGGCCCCAAAGGAGAAAAAGGAGAGAAGGGAGACAGAGCCGGGGAUGCCAGUGUCAUGGAAGCCCCGGUGGUGAUCCGCCUGGUGAAUGGCUCAGGCCCGCACGAGGGCCGGGUGGAGGUGUUCCACGACCGGCGCUGGGGCACUGUGUGUGACGACGGCUGGGACAAGAAGGAUGGGGACGUGGUGUGCCGCAUGCUGGGCUUCCGUGGCGUGGAGGAGGUGUACCGGACGGCCCGGUUCGGGCAAGGCACCGGGAGGAUCUGGAUGGACGACGUUGCCUGUAAGGGCACAGAGGACACCAUCUUCCGCUGCAGCUUCUCCAAAUGGGGGGUGACAAACUGUGGUCAUGCCGAGGACGCCGGGGUGACGUGCAAUAGAUACUGAACGUGGGCAUGGCCCAAGGCUGACGGCCUGUGUCCAGCCUCCUUCCUGCACCCCUGGGGCGGGGCAUGGCUCAGGGCCACCUGACCACACCUCUGCCCCCUCAGCCUAGCACCCCCAGCCCCUCGCCUCCUACUCCAGGGGUGUGGGGGCCUGUGAUCAUUCUGCUCUUGGACAUCUGCUCCGAAGUGUGACUCUGAGAUCUACUGACUGUCUCCCCCUCCCAACAGGCUCUCUGCACGGGGUCAGCUGGGCGGACACUUGGCUCAGCCUUCUGAACACCAUGCAGAGGGCCUCAAUCAUGUCCCCUUGGGUCUGUUAGUUGCAGAAUGCUGAGACUAUGCCAGAGACAAGUGCCUUGGUGGAGGUGGGAGAGACCGUAGAUCAUUUACUCUUCAGAUAAUUCCCAAAUGUCAGUUAGGCCGAGAGUUUACCUCCCUCUCCAGCAAGAGGCAACCCUGAGUGAUGCAGUUUCCCCUCUUUACUCUGCCUCUGCACACCACUGGUUCAUCUAGAGAAGUGACAGAGAAGAGACACCAGCUAUAGGAGCCAGAGGGAUACACAAGUCACCAGCCAGAUUUGCAGAAGGGGGAUGAAAGUAUCAUUGAAUGGAUGGUGUGCUAGAUAGUAUCUUGGGUGCUAAAUUCAUUUAUCCGCUCUGCUGUAUUGGUACAAGGCAUGUCAGUCCGGGUAAGACCUUACCUCCAGGCAGCACUUAACUGGUCCAUUCCCCUGGCCAAGAAGAUAGAACAGCUGAGUCUGUGUUUCCACCUGACCCUUACUGCGUUUUUGCUAGGCCUGAGCAAGAAGCUCGGGCUCAAAGCAUGUGUGACUAGAACGUUGCACACUCCGGAACCUAUGGUGUGUGACUGGCCUCCAGACCAAGUAUCUGUGUAGGAGGAGAGAUGAUUUGAAGGGUGACACAGGAGCCGUCUGUGUUAACUGAGUCAGGGUAAAAGCCAAGACACCUUUGUCUCAGAGCUGUUGAGGGGGAUGAUAUUGUACCUUCCAAGCCUUUUCAGGUGUGAAUCUGUGGUCAGGAAAUGCAAAUCCUGGUAUAUCCAGUAGAGGUGGAAGGAAGCGAGGAUUCCCUGUAACCUCCAGGAGAAAUAAGGGGCCUCCGCCCUCUGCAGCUCCAUCUUCUGCACGCCCAUCCUAGUGACAGGGAGAUCACAUACUGACAUUUACACAAAGAGGAAGUUGAACUGGUUCUUAUUCUAGAACUAGAGGCACCACAUGCUAGCAAGUGAGCUCAGAACCACCUCCCAGACUCAAGGCCAGGCCUUCAAUACAAGAUCACCUGUCAGCUAGGGUGAGCAUUGGCCUACGUGGGUAGGAUGAGGCCUGGGCCCCUCUAGGACCAGCCAAGUUCCUGGCUGACAACCAAGCCAAAACGUGCCCUUGAUCGUUCAUUCUUGCUUACGGUAUGCUUGCUACUCAUUAAUGUCAUAAUGAUGAGAAACUCUCCUUCUGAGCGAUCGCUAUGUUUACAUGACACGUAUAUACUCAUGCAUAUUUCUUCAGAGCCAAUAUAUGUAUGCAUAUAUAAACAUAGCACUCUUUACUACAUAGCUCAACACACUGCAAAGUUCUCAUAAAAAAAACUGAAAGUGGAAAGAUAUCACCUUGAACAAAAUAAAUUCCCAACUCAGUUCUGCCCGAGAAUCCAAUGGCUUGACCUAUGAAGACCCACAUAACUCUCUCGGUCUUUUCAUUGGGGAAAACCGAAGUCUGGUUCUACAUCAGAUGAAAACAAUGUUGAAAAGUGUUUGAACCUUAAAAAUGAAAGUCUACUAGUUUACAUACCUACUUAAGAGGACAUGGAGAUGACCAUGGACCUGUGUUUCAGGGACUAAAGCAAAUCAGGCCUGGCCUAAAAUAUACCAGGCCAGACCUUUUGUAAGAAAGAAUUUCAAUAAAGUGAAAAACAUGUCACUAACAA